AGGUGUUAUUCAAAGUCUAGCUUUAGCUAUAGCAGGUGUGCUCAAUAUAGAAUGCUAAGCUUAGCUUUAAUAGUAAACGUGCUGAGCUUUGCUUAUAGCACGCAACUACCACAGCAAAUAGACAAAUGUCAGUACAACGAUGCGGAGUGCAUUAGGGAAAACAUCAACAAGAUAAUCCAGCUGUAUCCAGAGGGUGUGCCCGAACUUAAUAUAAGCUCAUUCAAGGAGUUUCGACCCGCUGAUCUGGAGCUGAUCGACACGGCACGCGUGGGCGGACUAUGGAUAACAAUGCGACUGCUCAACCAAGUCAUAGCGGGCAUGGAGAAUGCCACAGUGCGUCAAGUGAGCGGCUUCCAGCGUGAUCCAAACAAAUCCAAAAUAGACAUAACAGUGCAUGUGCCUAGGCUAACGCAUAGAUCAAGCUAUGCCAUGGAGCUGCGCUGGCUGACGCUGGUGCAGACGAAUACAACGGGCGCUUGCUAUGCGGAGUUCCACGACGUCAAUUUGAGCUUAAACUUGAAGGUUAUAGUCAGAUAUCAGCAGCAACGGCGUUACCUUACAGUUUAUCAGCUAACGCCGCAGCUGCAGCUGGGCAGGAUAAUCUGGAUUUGACGCUGGCAGUGAAUCGUGCCUAUAACGAACACUGGCAUGAGCUCUGGAACGAUAUAGAGAGCACUGUAUUGGCGAGUUAUACGAAAGCAGCUGCUGUGCUCUUGAAUCACAUAUUUUCAACUAUUUCCUAUGACGAUAUGUUUAUGUGAAUCACGCCUAAGCAUUAUAUAAACUUGUUGUUGUUGUUAUUAAUGAAAGUAAACAAUAAAUUGCAUAAAGCACUCAAUGAAAAGUUAGAAC
Molecule: messenger RNA, 852 nt
Organism: Drosophila busckii
Lineage: Eukaryota; Metazoa; Arthropoda; Insecta; Diptera; Drosophilidae
Exons: 3
Coding region: 52-612 (186 amino acids)
Source: RefSeq, a predicted model, not a curated record